This is a messenger RNA of Humulus lupulus (European hop), 1457 nucleotides long. RefSeq names its product deoxyhypusine hydroxylase. NCBI's taxonomy places the organism in Eukaryota, Viridiplantae, Streptophyta, Magnoliopsida, Rosales, Cannabaceae. Bases 208 to 1152 code for a protein of 314 amino acids. The record is from RefSeq and is a predicted model, not a curated record. Gene Ontology annotation, molecular function: deoxyhypusine monooxygenase activity. Gene Ontology annotation, biological process: peptidyl-hypusine biosynthetic process. The transcript is spliced from 7 exons.
CAAAGUAUCUAUUGUGUAGGGGUUUGGACUUGAAACGGAGGUUCUUCUUCUUUCACGGUCAUGUAUAACAAAGCCGUCAGUGAGUAAACUAUCAUUGAUCUGCGGUUGUACGCGGCAAGAGGGUGGUUUUGAACGGCGCGACCCAUAGGAGCCAGUGAGUUCAAUUCUCCCUUAAGCCAAACCAAAGCCCUAAGCUGAUAAGACUUAAUGGACUCUCUGAACCACAACGCCACUUUCCGGUCUUCACCAGAGAUGGAGAAAUUUCUCUGCAAUCGAUUACUUGACCCGACUCAGCCCAUCUCGGAGCGGUUCAGAGCUCUUUUCUCUCUUCGCAACCUCAAAGGUUCCGGUCCCCGAAAUGCCCUCAUACUCGCUACAAGGGACUCUUCGAAUUUGUUGGCACACGAGGCUGCUUUUGCUUUGGGUCAAAUGCAAGAUGCUGAUGCAGUUCCUGCCUUGAUAGCAGCUUUAAAUGAUCUCUCUCUGCAUCCCAUUGUUCGUCACGAGGCAGCGGAAGCCAUAGGUGCAAUUGGUUUAGAGAGUAAUGUUGCUUUGUUGAGGAAUAGUUUGGUCUUAGAUCCAGCUCAAGAAGUUCGAGAAACAUGUGAACUGGCCCUCCAACGAAUUAAGCAGUUGAAGGAUGAUGGUGGUAAAUCCACUGUUGAAAAGUCACCUUUUCUGUCUGUUGAUCCAGCUGCAGCAGCUACUUCAUGUUUGUCAGUACAUCAGCUUAGGGAAGUUCUUUUGGAUGAAGAAAAGGGCAUGUAUGAGCGGUAUGCAGCUCUUUUUGCACUUAGAAAUAAUGGUGGUGAUGAAGCUGUAGCUGCCAUAAUUGAUUCCUUGGGUUCAAAGAGUGCUCUUCUGCGGCAUGAGGUUGCUUAUGUGUUGGGCCAACUGCAAAACAAAGUUGCUUCAGCUGCUCUUUCAGACAUACUUAAGGAUGUCAAUGAGCACCCAAUGGUUAGACAUGAAGCCGCUGAAGCACUUGGUUCCAUUGCUGAUGAUCAAAGUGUGUCACUUCUUGAGGAAUUUUCCAUGGAUUCCGAGCCAAUCGUUUCACAGAGUUGUGAAGUUGCUCUAAGUAUGCUGGAAUAUGAACGAUCAGGGAAGUCAUUCGAGUAUUUCUUCAUGCAAGCUCCUCUAGUGCAAUAACAAUUGUUCAAAACUUAGUGAAAUAAAUCCAUAUCCCAAUCAAGGAAAACAUGUUUUGUUUGGAGACUCCAUUUGUUCUUCUUUACUUUGGCCAGUAUAUCUUAGACCAUAUUUAUACUAAAUUAUGGCUCUAAUAGCCAACAAAUGUAAUUUGAGGACUGAGAGUUAAAGGUUCCCUGGCACGUCGCACGUCUCUCUUUCUUUGUCUUUUUCUUUUUUAGCUAAUUUGGAUGAAAGUGUUGUGGUAAUACAUACUACAUCUAUAUACGGAGGAUAUCGAAUAUGUAUAAUACAUCUGUUCUGUC